Spinacia oleracea (spinach) is the source of this 380-nucleotide messenger RNA. RefSeq lists its product as uncharacterized. Lineage: Eukaryota; Viridiplantae; Streptophyta; Magnoliopsida; Caryophyllales; Amaranthaceae. The record is from RefSeq and is a predicted model, not a curated record. The coding region runs from base 27 to 380 and encodes 117 amino acids. The transcript is spliced from 3 exons.
UGGGCUAUGCGACGCUUGUCGGCCAGAUGAGUUUGUCGGUGCGCGACUCGGACCCGAGUAGACGUCACUUUGUGAUUACAUUAGCGGGAGUGCCGCGUUUGAUCGAGCUGUGGGCCUUUGAGCACUUACCUUGGCUGGCUCCCCGAAAGGGGCAGAGGCCUUUGGAGUUCCCUGCCGGUCGCCGUUGGGGUUGGAAGAAGAAGCUGACAGUGCGUCCACCGCCCGAUACCGUGUGGGAUCUUAUCCGGGACGGGAACCCUGAACGGCUGCUGGACGCGCCGGGGCCGACGAUGCGGGUCCCUCGGGCGGGGGACACGGUCGUGAGAGAGGGAGGACACGGCACUCGCCCCUACGGCAUUGCCGUUCCGACGCGAGGGUGA